Molecule: messenger RNA, 7554 nt
Organism: Chaetomium fimeti
Lineage: Eukaryota; Fungi; Ascomycota; Sordariomycetes; Sordariales; Chaetomiaceae
Product: phosphatidyl inositol 3-kinase-like protein
Exons: 8
Coding region: 65-7411 (2448 amino acids)
Biological process (GO): protein phosphorylation; DNA damage checkpoint signaling; telomere maintenance
Cellular component (GO): nucleus
Molecular function (GO): protein binding; protein serine/threonine kinase activity
Source: RefSeq, a predicted model, not a curated record
CCCAACGUCGCAUCACCAACACCAUUUGCUUCCCCGGUCGCCGCGCCGAUGAUGCCAGCGACAAAUGGCUUCCGAAUUGCAUGGCAAACCGGCCCGGCCCGGCUACCAGAACCAGCAGCACCUUGGCUUUGAUUAUUCCACAGGGCCACCGCCGUCAACCCUCGCCGCUCAACUCGUCGAGAACAUCUCAACUACGGCCUCGAAGUCAUCGCGACCCGACGAGACAACCGAGCUAAAGCGACUGUUUGCUGCAAUUGAGAAGGUCAAGAACGAUCCUACCUGUCUGAAAACCCACGAAGAGCGUGUCGAGCACAACCACCUGCUCGUCUAUGUCUGCGGCGGCGUCUUCCUCGAAAGUCUCAAGCUCGACGAUGCCUUUACCGACCGGGAUCGGCUGCGCGCCGACGCGCUCAAGGCCGUCAACUUCUUGUGGGUGACCAUCAAGGAGACACCGACGGUGCUGAAGUGCACUACCGACGGGAAGACCUUUUUGGGCAGGGGCGGCGAGCCGCUCUGGGUGUGGAUCCUGCCCAAGUUGCUGCGCAUGCUGGGCCAUCGGCGGUGUAUUGGGAUAUCGAGGGAGAUUGAGCAGCUGUGCCAACGUGUGUUGCUGCUGGCUGCGGGAAAUACCGGGCUGUGGGAUUUGGGGAAGGAGUUGAUGGAGUACUUUAGGGCGAAUCUGAGUGCGAUUAUUGCGAAUUUCAAGGCUAGAAUCCCCUCUUCGCGCGAAACUCCGAUCGAAAUCAAGCUACCGCCCCAAGCUCUCCUCGACACGUUACCUCAUGGUGCACCACGCGGAUGCACCCUCACACUCCGAGACGCCGAGCACGCCAUCCGCCAUGCGCUAGGCAUACUAGAAAUAAUCAAGGGCGUUAUAAACACACAAGAGUCCCAGGCUUCUUUACUUUACGGCCAGAACCUGGUCUGGGUCUUGGACACAUUGCAACCGCUGAACUCGAUCUUACUUAGCUGGCCAAAUCCUCUUGGAAUUGGCCUGGACCCGGUUCUCCAAAUAGCCACAGACUUGGCAGACUCUCGCAGUGGCUCCCAUGGCUCAGAAGCAGUGCUCUACCACAAAGCCAGCGCAACUUUAGUUUUGGUUUGCGCAGAUUUCUUGCAAACUCCCCAACCGCUUCUCGCCCAGGACGACGACGGCGUGGCUGUGAGACGGACCUUUUGCUGUGCAUUAGUUUGUCUUGCCAAAGCUUCGGCCGAUCAUGCACCAACCUCACGGCUUGUGGUUUCCGGCUUGCUCCCUUCUGCUCAACGGCUAGUUUCAGGGGAUUGCACAGUUAGGGAAGGCACAGAUACCUGGCGAUCUGUUCUCCUUCUGACUGAGGUAACGACCAACUACCCUGAAGGUUCCCUUGAGGAAACUCAGCCGGCCAUGUUUAUUAAUGGCGACGUCCGUCUUCAAGUUCAGAAAUUGGCGCUCCGACGAAAGAGUGAUGGGUCCAGUGACCCGGUUAUCAAACGGAAAAAGCUCAAUAAUGACGAGCCAUCACUCUUUCUCGAGCUCACCCGCCAAUUGUGCCGGCUGGUGAAUUGUGACCCCGGCACCUCGGUAGAUGAAUUGGGGGCUUGUAUAAUUGAUCAAUUCCCCGCGAUGGACGAAGAGGAACAGUGCCAUCUCAUCGACCUCGUUUGCCGUAUUCCCUGUGCCGCUGACUAUACAUUGAAGCUGAGGGGGUCAAAGCAAUCAACACCAGCUGCUUUCUGGUGUUCUUUUUGCUCAGAGACGAAGUUAACCGACUUGCCGGCUGCAUCUCGACUUGACCAACUUCAUGGUAUUGGAAUCUCGAUUUUCAGCAGUAUCAUAAAGCUUCCGAGCUUCUUACAAUCCCGGCGACUUCGGGUAUCUGCUAUGAUUGUUCUCCGACGUCUCACCAAGCACUCGACAAACAGCGAGCUCUGGGACCUGGAGAAAUCUGGUCCUGGGCAAUGGUGUCUCCAGUCCUUACAAAGUUCCAUUCGAGAACUCCGCAUUGCUGCCGGACGAGCCCUCUCUAUUUUCAUCUCAGAGCCACCCACGCCGGGCUUCGACUGGGAAGUUCUGAAAAGGAACAGGGCUAACGCUUUGAGUAUACUCAAGUCAGUCUCUGACAAGGGUGUCGCAAAUCUAAACGAGACCUGCAUCAUGGCUUGGGCUCAGGUCGGCAAGGUCGUGUCCGUUGAUGAGCUCAACCUGGCCGUCAUUACACUGGUCGAGUAUCUGGGACACCGCAACAUAAUCGUGUCAGGCCUCGCUUUCAAUGAGAUCCUCAAUCUUGCCGAGUUCAGGGAAGAAACACCAGCACAGUUGUUCCAACAUUUCUGGGCAAACCUGGCGUUCUCCGUCGUCAAGGACCUAGUAUCCAAACCCCAGACGGCCCAGCUGGUUGCCGACCUGAUGCAGAUGAGUGUCUCUGACCUUCUGCUCACACUACAGAAGCACGCCCUGCCCUGGCUGGUCCUGACCAAAAAACGGGAGGUCAUCCAGAAGAUCACCGAGGCACGGGGUGACACCGAAACCUGGGAGGCGUGCAUGGAUGCGGCUAACCUGCCAUCCAUCUUGGCACUCCUCCUUGUGCAAGAUGCCCCUGAUAUCGCCUCCCAUACCAUGUCGUUACUUGGGCACGUGUCUCCUCAUGUGGAUAGGUUUGAGCUUGUGGAACUGCUGCGAACAGACCCCCUCCCUAUCGCCCUGGAGCUUCUCAAGGCCAGUGCCGGUGCGAACGAUGAACGCAAGGCGAGGGUUCGAGCAGCGCUGACCACCAUGGCAACUCUCCUUUUGGCGGACCAAAAAGACAAGCGAAAGAAGGCACAGAUUGUUGGACGCUAUCUUCAGCAGCACGCCCUCGGCUUGACAGCACGGUUGAGCGAGGUUAUCAAUGAUACCUGGCUCUCAAGUCCCCCAAUCUCGGAGCAGCAGCGGUGCCUCGGGGCUAUGGAAGAGAUGAUAAGGAUAUGCAACACCUUCGUGUGCAUUGCUCGUCCGCAAAUCUCGGCUUGCCUCAUCUCCGCUCUGGCAUCCGACGAACUGCGCUCUGCGGCCUUCUCCUGCUGGGAAGUCAUGCUCACUCACAUGGAAGCGGCCGACGUGGAGGCAUUGAUUGAGACCACCUUCUUCAUCAUUGGCUCCUAUUGGAAGAACUUCGACAGGUUGACUAAGAAGAAAGCUGAGGCUUUGAUCUGGACUCUGCUGGAAGGCCAUAACAGCAUCUUGACCGACCACGUUUAUCAGCUUCCCUCGCUCAGUCACGUAGACGAUCUUGCAGAAGUUUGUAAGGAGCUGGAUAGACUUCGAAAGCCUUUGGACAACAAGGCAGCAUUUGCUGUUUUCGCCAAGCGACUGGACCAUGAGAACCCCGGAGUGGUCGAGCAGGCGUUGGUCGAGCUAAUUGCAUUCCUCGACAAGAACCAAGACUACCUUCAAACCUCGGCCAUCAGCGAGCAACCAAACUCGGUUGUUGUCACCGAACUCAUGCGCUCCCUGCUGAACUGCUCUGCGAAAUACAAUGGCUGGCAUCUCGAUGUCACCCGGCUCUGCGCCCAGGCGGUUGGCCUCGUUGGUUGCGUAGACUCAAACCGCCUAGAGGCGGUGCGCGAGCAGAGUCAGUUUGUCGUCACCCACAAUUUCGGAGAUGCGUCCGAAACCACCGACUUUGUCGCCUUCAUGCUUGAGAACGUACUCGUCAAGGCUUUCCUGUCAACCGCCGACACCAAGUUUCAGGGGUUCCUCUCCUAUGCGAUGCAGGAGCUUCUCCUGAGAACCGACUUCAACUAUGCUCACCUCCAACAAAGUCAAGGUGGCGUCAACGAGGCCAUCUACAGAAAGUGGCUGACUUUCUCGGAGAACACACGGGAGGUGUUGACACCGUUCUUAUCGUCCCGAUUCGGAGUUGCUCCUAUGGCGCAGCAGCCGACCGACUAUCCGAUAUUCAAACCCGGGCGGUCGUAUGCUUUCUGGCUCAGAGCUCUUGUUCUCGACCUCCUGCGCAACGGCCAAAACUUGAACAGUGAAGCUGUUUUCGAGCCUCUAUGCCGGCUGAUCAAGGUUAAGGACCUCACCGUGACUGAGUUUCUGUUACCGUAUGUGGUAUUGCAUGUCAUUGUUGGCCAGGAAAGAACGGACGAUUUCAGGAACAAGAUCUCGGCUGAGUUGGUGGCGAUGCUGAAGUACCAACCCCCGGAGACUGCUUCGUAUGUGGAAAAGGAGGAGGCGAAGCUCUUCUAUCAGGCCGUGUUUCGCAUCCUUGACUAUUGCAUGAGGUGGAAGCAGGUCAAGAAGUCCCAACACGGACUAACAGAGCGCGACCAGCAACAGAUCAAAUGGGUCCAGGGAGUUAUUGGCUCUCUUGACCCGGAGCUGAUAUCCCAGCGAGCAGUUGACUGCAACGAAUAUGCCCGAGCGCUCUUCUUUCUGGAGCCGCACGUUGAGAGCCGCGAGGAUAAAGCGGGUAGGGAAGAGAACGAUCGUAUUUUGCAGACUUUGCAGAGUAUUUACACGCAAAUCGAUGACCCGGAUGGUCUCGAAGGUGUAUCGGCACACUUGCAACAUGUCACCCUGGAUCAGCAGGCCCUCAACCACCGCAAAGCCGGGCGGUGGACGGCAGCGCAGACAUGGUAUGAGAUCCGGCUUGCCGAGUCCCCCGAGGAUGCGGACAUCCAACAAGAUCUCUUGACUUGUCUAAAGGAAUCCGGACAACACGAUGUCUUGCUCAAUUAUGUCGAAGGCAUGAGCGUAAACAACAUAAACAGGAUCGCACCAUUCGCCGUCGAAGCUUCAUGGGCCACCGGCAGAUGGCAAACCGUCCAGAAGUAUCUUCAGCUGUACAGCGCGGGAGAUGUCUCUGAGGUGUUCAACCUCGGCAUCGGGCAAGCCCUGCUCUGCCUCAAAAACGGAAAUGUGGACAAGUUCAAGGAGCAUAUUCAGAUGCUGAGGGACAAGGUGGCUGGUUCCAUGACAUACUCAGCGACAGCUUCGCUGCGCGCUUCUCACGACGCCAUGCUCAAGUGUCAUGUUCUGAGCGACCUGGAGAUGAUUGCCAAUGAGAAACUCAGGGGAGACGGCGAUCAGCAGGGCGUCCUUGUGAGCCUGGACAGACGGCUCGAGGUUCUCGGGGCGUACGUGAGUGACAAACAGUAUCUGCUCGGGAUCAGGCGAGCGGCGAUGGAGUUGAUGCGACCCAAAUUUGGGAAUGAAGACAUCUCGUCACAAUGGCUAUCCAGCGCGCGGUUGGCGAGAAAAGCCGGGUCGAUGCAUCAGUCCUUCAACGCCGUGCUGCAUGCGCAGCAGCUUGGAGAUGGUUCCGCUGUCAUCGAGAACGCCCGGUUGUUUUACAAAGAUGGGCAUCACCGCAAGGCCAUCCAAACCUUGCAACUCGCCAUCUCCACCAACUCUUUCAUCAAUGACAGCUCCAUCAGCAUCAGUGUGCCACCGACCUCGAGCAAGGGGCCGGCAACACAGCGCAACCUCUUGACGGCAAGAGCCCACCUCCUCCUUGCAAAGUGGCUCGACUCGACGGGUCAGACAAAUGCUGCAGCACUUCGGACGCGAUACCAGCAAGCAGCCAAGACACACUCCAAGUGGGAGAAGGGCCAUUACUACCUUGGACGCCAUUACAAAAAGAUCUUGGAGUCGGAGAAGGCGCUGAAACCAGACGACCAGAGCGACUCAUAUCUGAGCGGCGAGACGGCCAAGCUGGUGAUCGAGAACUAUCUCCGCUCUCUCAUUUAUGGGACAAAGUAUCUCUCUCAGACUUUGCCGCGCAUUCUAACAUUAUUCCUUGAACUGGGUGCUCAAGUUGACAACGACAAAACGCCCGACGGCAAAGUAUCGAUAUCUCGGGAGCUGCAGAUGCGCAGGAGGGCCAUCCUUCACGAAGUAUGCAAGAACUUCCAGAAAAACAUAAUUCGCCUGCCAGCAUACGUAUUCUACACCUCUCUGCCGCAAAUUGUGGCAAGGAUAGCGCAUCCUAAUAUGGAGGUGUUCAGGGUGCUGGAGCAGAUGAUUCUGAAAGUGGUCGAGGCUCAUCCCCAGCAGGCCUUAUGGAGUCUAUUCCCGCUCAUGGCGUCGAGACAGUCUGGCGAACGCCGGACCAGAGGACUCCAAAUCCUACAUGCUGCUCGUAACCUUGGAAAGAAGGCGGAUGCGUCGUCCCAUGACCUGAAGUCGUUGCUGAAAGUGGGCGAGAAGCUGGCCGAACAGCUCUUGCUAGCUUGCAAAAACGGCGAUUUUCCAAACAACAGGACGACGACCGCGAGUAUCACGAGAGAUCUCAACUUCAACCACCAGUGCACGCCCUGUCCGCUAGUGGUACCGGUCGAGGGUUUUUUGACCGCCACGCUACCGACACUGACGGAUAGCUCCCGGAAACACAAAGCAUUCUCCAGGGACGUGGUCACCAUCAGAAGUUUCCUCGACCAGGUCCUCGUUCUCGGAUCCUUGGCGAAACCACGCAAGCUUACGGCCUGCGGGUCUGAUGGUAAGCAGUAUGGCCUGCUGGUCAAGCCCAAAGACGAUCUCCGUACCGACCAGCGGCUGAUGGAGUUCAACACGCUCAUCAACCGGUCUCUCAAGCGGGACGCCGAAUCCAGCAGGCGUCAACUCUACAUCCGCACGUACGCCGUCACGCCGCUCAACGAGGAGUGUGGUAUCAUUGAGUGGGUGGACGGGCUCAAGACGCUGCGCGACAUCUUGCUUGCCAUCUACAAGUCGCGCGGCAUUGUACCCAAUUACCCGGAGCUCGCAGCUCAAAUGAUUCAAGCUGCCGCCUCGCCCGCAAACAUCCGCAUUUUCACCGAGGAUGUCCUGGGGAAGUACCCGCCGGUCUUGCCCGAGUGGUUCAUCGCGCAGUUCCCCAACCCGUCGGCGUGGUUCGCUGCGCGGCUCAAGUACACGCGCUCCUGCGCGGUCAUGUCCAUGGUCGGCACGAUCCUGGGGCUGGGCGACAGACACGGGGAGAACGUGCUCCUCGAAGAAGGCAACGGCGGCAUCUUCCACGUCGACUUCAACUGCAUGUUCGACAAGGGCAUGACGUUCCCGCAGCCCGAGUGCGUGCCGUUCCGGCUGACGCACAACAUGGAGGCGGCCAUGGGCAUCUACCGGACCGAGGGCCCCUUCCGGCGGUGCAGCGAGCUGACGCUGCGCAUCCUCCGACAGCAGCAGGAGACGCUCAUGACCAUCCUCGAGGCCUUCAUCUACGACCCCACCCUCGACCUGCAGCGCACCAAGCGCCACCACGAGGGCACCAAGGUCAAGCUCAACCCCACGAGCGCCGUCGAGAGCAUCCGCCGCAAGGUUACGGGCCUGCUGCCUAAGGAGAGCAUCCCGCUCGGUGUGGAGGGCCAGGUCGAGGAGCUGAUCAAGGCGGCGGUCAAUCCGAGGAAUUUGACGGCCAUGUAUAUUGGGUGGUGUCCUUUCUUGUAGGCGUUAAGGGGCUGCUUUUGUUUUUGUGAUGGCGAUUUAGCGUAACGAGCAUCUUCCGAGGCUAAGUGAUUAAUGAUGAAUGAUGGGACGGGAUUGUAUGGAUAUCACAUUGGGAAUAGCUCAUCCAAGACUGUUUUCUCUAA